Molecule: messenger RNA, 1522 nt
Organism: Psylliodes chrysocephalus
Lineage: Eukaryota; Metazoa; Arthropoda; Insecta; Coleoptera; Chrysomelidae
Source: the annotation of a GenBank genome assembly
AUUAUAACCUACAAUUAUGCGAAAAUUGAAAAGUGAUUAUGAUAUAAUUCAUAAUAAAUAUUUAUCCAAUUUAGAAGAAAAUAGUUGAAACUACAAUAUUAAUUAGAAAAAUGACUUUUACACAUACACAACGUGUAAGAAUUUUGUAUAAAACUAUACUGAAACUGCACAGAGGCUUGCCAAAUGAACUUCAAGUUAUUGGCACGAAUUACACUAGAGACGAAUUUAAAAGACACAAGGGAUGCAAUGAGAAGGAAGGCGAGGUUUUUAUGAACGAAUGGACGAACUAUGCCAUAACUUUGGCUCAACAAAUGGGCUUGAGAGGACCAAAAACAGGCGCAGAAAAGCUAGGUAUACCUUUAACCAAGGAAGAGAUAGAAAAAUUGAGGGAUGACCAGGUUUGUCAAUUAUAUGAGCUAAAGGAAGAGUCAUCAAAACCUAAAAUUAUUGAAAAUGAAAAAAAGUAAUAAAAGUUUGGUUGUAAUUAAUUGUGAUAUAUUUUCAGUGUGCUUACAAGUAAUUAGGUAAAAUUAUGUAUUUAUUUUAAUAGCAAUUUAAGUUAUUAGCAAAUAUAUUAUAUUAAACAUGAUUAUUAUUAUUUUUUUUUGUGUCAUUGGCAUCAACUGCUAUGGUUAUUAGCCUCGUGUUCUGUGUAGGCUUUGUUACUGUUUCCCAGCGCCACUUUAGGAACAGCACUGUUAAUUAGACCCCAACAGUGAAUAUUAUUAUUAUUAAAAAAAUUAAAAUAUUACCCCAACUUAGUUGUUAAGUCAAUAAAAUCUGAAUCAUUGUAAUGUUGUAUUAUUUUUGGCAAUAAAAUAAAUAUAGCCACGUGAGUACAGAUAUUUCUUAGAUGAUUGCCAUUAAAUAUUAGUUUUUUUACUUCUAUCUUCUUUUACAAAAAUGACAAUUAUUCUUUAGUAUAUUAAUGUACCAUUUUUUACUUUCCUGUCUGUUUACGCGGUUACGCGGAGGUCAGUGCGUUGUCUGUAUAUAUUCAUAUAUAAAUUAACAUCCGCGCAAACGCCAUCCAUGCUUUGUUCACCUAAAAAAUGUUUACAAUCCAUAAGCAUUUUGUCAGAACUGUAGAGAUUUUAAAAACGUCCUUUACCUAAACGCGGAGGUCAGUGCGUUGUCUGUAUAUAUUCAUAUAUAAAUUAACAUCCGCGCAACCGCCAUCCAUGCUAUUUACAAUCCAUAAGCAUUUUGUCACAACUGUAGAUGCUUUAAAAACGUUCUUUUACCUAAACGACAGUUUAAAAAAUAUAAAUUUCUUUUAAUUAUUUGACUUACUUGAUUAGUUCCGUACUGUCCUCCAGAGACUAAACCUUUUCUGACCCAAUAAUGCCAUGCAGCACCGGGAAAGCCGCCGUUACAACCCAUACCGCACGUCCAACAACAGGACACCAAAUCAUCAGAUGAUACGUGGAAAUGAACUUUUCCAUUUGAAUGGAUACAUAUUCUGUCUGACAUGGCUUCUACUGCUCCAAAUGCCUGUUUAAACAAAAUAUUAAAAAAUUUU